CAUUGUAAUGGACACCAGGUCUGAAAGGGUUAAGAGCUCAGCGGGGAUGAAAACCAGCCGGACCUGUUUAUUCCGGAAGUACGUGUUGCUAUGCGGUUGCUAUGUUGAAAUGCCAACCCUGUGAAGACUUCCCUUUCCGCGCUUAUUGUUAUAAUUAUUAUUAUUAUUACUGUGACGACAGCGGCCGUAAACAGCCAGAGCUGAGGACUCGGUCUCCUGUAAAGUAAGGAUGUCUCUUCCGAAUUUCCCAAUUCCGAACCUCGACACCACUCUGCAGGAAGCUGGGCGGGUGCUGGGGCUGAUCCUGCCCCUGGAGGAGUUCCACAGAUACCAGAGCGCCCUCCGGAGGCAGGAGGCCGAACUGCAGGAGAUCCACGUCCGAUUCACAGCCCGGGCGACCGGCCGGGAAAACUGGUGGACGGAGGAGUUCAAAAACUGCCUCCUGUCCAUCCGGGACCCCAUCCCCACCUCCACCGCCCUCCCCGUGCUCCUGCAGCCCUCCGCGGUCCAGGGGACCCCCCAACUGGAGGGGGGACCCCAGCUAGCCCGGGCCGCUGCCCUGCUCUGGGCCACGGCCAAGAUCCACAGCGACCCCCGGCUUCUAGAAGGAGACGCAGCGCUGGAGCAGACCCAGAGAUCAGAGCUGUUCUCAGCGUGCAGAGAGCCGGGAGAGACCAGGGAUCAGAUCAAGAUCUACCCUGACAGUCUGCACGCAGCCCUGCUCUAUCGAGGCUCUGCGUUCCCCCUGCAGCUCCUGUCCCAGGCUGAGGACCCCCUCCCGCUCCCCCAGAUCCACAGCCAGCUGCUGGGUGCCGUGAGGACCCCUCCCGGGGCGUCCCUGCCGCUGCCUGCUUCCCCGUGCAGCCUGACUGCCCUGGAGAGACCUGUCUGGCACGCUCUGCGAGAGGACCUGCUGUCCCGGGGGGCGGGGGGGUCCCUGAGGACCCUGGAGAGCGCUGUGCUGGCGCUGGCGCUGGAGGACUGUCCCUCCCCGGACCCCCGGGACCCCGCGGCCGCGCUGACGAGCAUCCGACUGGGGAGCCCCGAGACGAGAGGCAUGAGGCACUACGACAAGGUGUUGAAUCUGGUUGUGUUCUCUGAUGGUUCAGCGGGGCUCCUGUUUGAACACAGUGCGGUGGACGGCAUGGUGGCCGGGCUGCUGGCUCAGGCGGUGUGGAGCCUCUCCGAGGAGGAACUCCGAAAACAACCCCCCCCUCCAGAAACGACCGCCCCCCUCCCCCUGGUCCAGCCCCUGGAGUUCUCCCUGGAAGCCCCGCCCAGCCCCCGCGCCGCCCCCCCCUCCACUCGCACCUCCUGCUUCGAGUACCGCCCCGCGUCGGACGUCCUGCCUGUGCUGAGGGGGUCCAGGGGGCUGCUGGACGCCUGGAUCACCUUCUCACUGCAGCUGGGACUGAAGCGAGCCUUCAGCGAGGAGGAGGAGGGGAGCGGGGCCUUCCUCAUGGUCACCCCCACCCACGUGAGGCACUUCAAACACGGGCGCUGUAACCCCACCUACAGCCUGAGCCGGGGGUCCCUGGAUCUGCUGGGGGCCCUUCUCUCGAAGGAGGAGGAGGAGGAGGGGGAGGAGGAGGAGACUCGGCUGCUCUCUCUCUUCUCUCGGGCCCUCGCGGAGCACAGGAGCCUCAUCAAAGCCACCAAGAAGGGCCGCGGGGUGGGGCCCCACUUAGCAGCCUUGCGACACAGCCUGGGGGAGGGCAGCGAGCUGAAGGGGUUCCUGGACCGAUUCGGACGCCCCUCGGUCUACCUGACGGGACAGGACUUGGUGGGAGGCGUGGACCGCGCCGUGGGGAACGUCUACGCUCAAGACCAGCUGGCGGUCACCUACCUGGGAAAGGAAGACAAGGUCUGCCUGGCCAUGUCUGGAAAAGGAAGCUUUGCCCACAAACUGGGGGGCAUCCAGGGGGGUUUUAGGGGCACCAUGGACGUGGUGGUGAAGCUGGCGUUGAAGUACGCCCUGGCGAGCCAGAGGGGGGCGCUGGAGGCCCGGUUGGGGGCGCAGGGGUCUGAGAGAGGAGACGGAGAGAGGCUGGGGGGCCAAGCCAGCGUCGACCCGCGAGAAACGCCUAACAACGCAGGAGGGGAUGUUUUGAAGCAUAAGAUUUCUUAACUGGUUUGCUUCCGAUGAUUCUACUGUACUGACAAACGGGCGUUUUUAUUUGAUACAUUGAAUAUAUUUUCGACAAACAACCCCCCCCCCCCCACCCCACCCCACCCCACCCCCCCACAGCGUGGCGUUUUUUUCGCGUACAGCUUCGAAAGCCUGAAGGAGAGGAAAAAAAGCUGAAAACUGGCAAGAAUCUGGGAUGAACUUCUUGAGUUUUUUAGCUCAGGGACCCCAAAUUAAGUUAAAGGGUGCACAAGGACCUUUUGAUUUGAUUGCAUGUUUAAGUAAAGGUGUGUGUAAUUGUUUUAAUUAUUAUUAUUUUUCCAUUUUGACCACUUUUUGCUCAUUUUUUUAAUUGCAUUCCCUGCUUCAAAAUGGCUUCCCACGUCGGACCUCUCAGAACUACAUUUCCCAUCAUCCUCCUGCUCGCUGGUAUCACAUGUACCCGCAUCGGACCCCUCAGAACUACAUUUCCCAUCAUCCUCCUGCUCGCUGGUAUCACAUGUACCCGCAUCGGACCUCUCAGGACUACAUUUCCCAUCAUCCUCCUGCUCGCUGGUAUCACAUGUACCCGCAUCGGACCUCUCAGAACUACAUUUCCCAUCAUCCUCCUGCUCGCUGGUAUCACAUGUACCCGCAUCGGACCUCUCAGAACUACAUUUCCCAUCAUCCUCCUGCUCGCAUGUGUAACCGAGCUGGAGGAGGAUGAUGGGAAACGUAGUUCUGAGAGGUCUAAUAGAAUUCGCUGGAUCACCAUGUUUGUCACUUAUCACGAUUAUAACACAUUUAUUUUGGGGAAAAAAAUAAAGAUCUAUAAAUGACGGCCA
Molecule: messenger RNA, 2952 nt
Organism: Acipenser ruthenus (sterlet)
Lineage: Eukaryota; Metazoa; Chordata; Actinopteri; Acipenseriformes; Acipenseridae
Product: carnitine O-acetyltransferase-like
Exons: 5
Coding region: 230-2128 (632 amino acids)
Molecular function (GO): acyltransferase activity
Source: RefSeq, a predicted model, not a curated record